UGAUUUGAACAAGAACCAAGAGUGACAAACAUACAAGCUGCGAGAAGAAGCAGAUGGUGGAGGUUUUCUCAUCCGUGUGAUGUAAAAGAAGUGCUAUGCGCUAGUUUUAUGGCAGUGGAAGGUCUACCACUAGUACCCAUCCCAGAAGAGAAAUGGCACGCAAGUUGCAGCUGGUUCUGAUGGUGUUCAUGGUGUUGUCCAUCGUCGUCAUCUUCAAUGAAUACUUUAUUUAUUACAUUGCUUUGUGGAGCUGUAGCUUCCCAAGUAUCGUAGAUCCAUCCGAUGAGAAUAUUGUCAAGGCAAUAGUCCUUGCUGAUCCUCACCUGCUCGGGGAGAGGCGAGGCGCGUGGAUCGACCGACUGCGACGAGAAUGGCAGAUGGAACGAACGUUUCAAACUGCAAUGAGCUUGCUGGAGCCAGAUGUUGUAUUCAUUGUGGGUGACGUGAUGGAUGAAGGAUUCGAAGCAUCCGAAGAGGACUUCAAGUUUGCAUUCGAGCGCUAUAGUCGGAUAUUCCGGCGGCCCGGAGACACACCACUGCUGCUUGUCGCUGGGAAUCAUGAUAUCGGGUUUCAUUAUUCUGUGACAGAAUCCAAUGUGCAACGAUUUGAGGAAGCAUUCAAGACAUCAUCGGUGAAAGUCGUUUCCAUUCGCAAUAUUCCGUUUGUGCUUCUGAACUCGGUUGGCCUAACCUCGGACGGCUGUUGGCUUUGUAGCGCCAUGGACGCCAAGCUGAAAGAGUCUGCAUUGGCGCUGCGACGCUGCUCACCUGACGUACCAAGCGAGGCGUGCAUACAGCAGCCCGUGCCAGGGAUACGUCCCAUACUGCUGCAGCACUACCCACUGUACCGGUCGUCAGACCUGCUUUGCCAUGGUGAUGACCUUGCUCCCAACAUUGGCAAUCAGCAGGAGUUCCGCGAGUCCUGGGAGGUGAUCUCAAAGGAGGCUACCGAAACGGUGCUGUCCUACUUUCAACCACGCUUGGCCUUCUCUGGACACACUCACCAUGGCUGUAACAUCAUGCAUCAUCUUGGCACGCCAUUCCCCACGGAGGAGCAGACGAUAGCGUCGUUCAGCUGGCGAAACAGAAACGAUCCGAACUUUAUUCUGCUGACGGCCUCGACAAAGGACUACAGCCUGGACAAGUGCUCACCGCCGUCGGAGAGCCUGGUUCUGGCCUCGUACCUGUUGACCAUACUGGCCACCGUGGCGUUCCUAGCCUGGCCGCAGUGCUCGCGACGGUGGUACGGCUCUCGGCGCGUCGGCGAUGCCUGGGCACAGCCGCAGUGGUCCGACUACAAUUUCCACUGGAAGAACCGCAAGGGCACGUGACACGACAGCGUGCGUUCGAUGCUGCUGCUGCGCCUGCGCCCGUGCUGUUCGUCUGCAUACAAACUGCAUUGACUUUGCUACAGCGGGGUCUGUCCAAGUGUGCUACUGCGUAGCACGAGCUUGCGCCGCGUUCUGCCGGCGGCACGAGUACCCAACCUGACUGCGACGUCCGUCACUAGUGUUGCUACACACAGUGUACCGUGUCAUGCUGUGCUGCUAACGUACUACUUUGGAGUAGUAGCUGUCUGCACGGGUACAUUUACCCGAUUCCUAGCCAACACGCGCGACAGCGGCAUUGAUGAACGCUACAGCGCCGUGCGGGCUUUAAAACACCAGUGUGGCUAGUCCAUGGAGUCCUGUGCAAUCAUAAGACUGCCUUGCCUAUCGGUCAGACUGCCUUGCCUAUCGGUCAGACUCGCACAUGAAAGCGUUCGUAUUUAUACGCUUUAUAUAUUCGUGUUUCCGCUUUGACCAGCUGCUGUCCGUGCUGAGCUCAACCAAGUCCACUGUACCUGCCACCUUUUUAGGAAAGAAGGUCGCGUAUUCACCGACCGACGUGUUCACAAGUACUUCAAGUAUUAUGUUUAAUAAAUUGUCUAUACCGUCUGAAUUCUGGUUUAUAGCCUUUUGGCAAACAUUGCAUUUUUUUAAACUUCCCGAUCAAUAAUUUCGUAGGCCCUAAUCCGCUGGUCCGGUUAGCCACUCAUUACUAGGCUGCUCCACUCUGUCAUUUCUAGGAUUUCUAGGAGAUGGUGAUCCGCAUGUUCAAUGUCUCUUCUCUGUCACUGGAGUAAGUGUCAGGCCUAUUCUAGUUUCCAUUCAGACUCGCUUGUAACAAGCUUGUUAUUCAUUUUUCUAUUCAGCAUAUUGCGGUUCCGUGUUAUUUAUGCGGUUUGCUGCUGGUGCGCUCUAUUUCACUGGUUGAAAUGUUACUAAACGUUUUCAAAACGUGCACACUU
Molecule: messenger RNA, 2290 nt
Organism: Sycon ciliatum
Lineage: Eukaryota; Metazoa; Porifera; Calcarea; Leucosolenida; Sycettidae
Product: metallophosphoesterase 1-like
Exons: 8
Coding region: 153-1331 (392 amino acids)
Biological process (GO): GPI anchor biosynthetic process
Molecular function (GO): hydrolase activity
Source: RefSeq, a predicted model, not a curated record